AGAAAAGAGCCAGCAGGGACCCAGCCGGAGAAAGAGGCUGCCCAAUGGGGACGCGCCUUUCUCUCUUCCUCCCUCCUCUCCCCGCCUUUCGUUUCUUCUCCGCCCUCCUCCAGCAUAGAUUUCCGCCUCAGCCGGCUUCGAUGAGCUAUUGCAGCUUCUGUUGGGUCAGUGGCGUGCGGGGGUUCUGCCGCACGUCCUUCGUCGUCAGCAGCGCUGCGGUGGGGGCCCUCGGCCGUGAGUCUCGCGCCGUAAGCGCGCGUCUGGUCGCCCGCUCGCCUCGCGCCCUUAGCUGUCUCCCUUCUUCCCCCUCCCUUUUCCUCCUUCCCCCUACUCCCGGCUGGCCCGGGGGGACCGUUGCCCUGAACUCGACGGCGGCUCCCACAGACUCUCCGGCCGGGCUGCCUUCCGAGCCCGGAGCCAGCAGCGUGAUGAAGCACCUGCCUUAUUUCUGCCGGGGUAAGGUGGUGAGGGGCUUCGGCCGGGGCUCCAAGCAGCUGGGCAUCCCUACAGCCAACUUUCCUGAACAAGUAGUGGAUAAUCUUCCAAGUGAUUUAUCUACUGGAAUUUACUAUGGUUGGGCCUCUGUUGGAAAUGGAGAUGUCCAUAAGAUGGUUUUAAGCAUAGGAUGGAACCCAUACUACAAGAAUAGUAAAAAAUCUGUGGAAACUCACAUCAUACAUACCUUCAAAGAAGACUUCUAUGGGGAAAUCCUUAGUAUAGUCAUCACUGGCUACAUCAGACCAGAGAAAAACUUUAGUACCAUUGAUGCCCUUAUUUCAGCAAUUCAAGAUGAUAUUGAAGAGGCAAAAAGACAACUGGAUUUACCAGAACAUUUGAAACUCAAAGAAGAUAAUUUCUUCCAUAUGCCAGAAAGCAAAAUAAUGAAUGGCCACUGAUCAAGUCAUUUUACUCGUUAUUUUUUUUCCUUGUAUUCCACUAUUUGUCAUUGCUGCAGCCUUGUAUUUGGUUAGUUUAAGAAUUUUUCUGAUAGCCGUGAAUUCGUUUAUGCAAUACAGAGUAGUUGCCAUUUAUGCUUAAUGUUAUUACAUUAAACCCAUCAUGCAGCAAUACCAAAAAGGUUCAUAUAAAAAUCAAGAUUUUAAAAAUAUGUUGACCUAUACAUAAGCCUUCAUGAAACACCACAGUAAAAGCAGAGAGCAUAACAGAAUCUUUUUAAUGAUGGAAAUACAUGUAUAUAAAUAAAAACGGACUGACUUGGCUGUAAGUCAUUUGCUGGAGAUGAGAAUAGAUGUCAUUCUGGUAGUUAGGGAUUCUGUAGAAUACUUCUGACCUCCAACUAAUCCUACUAGACCUAGAUGCUAUGGAGAAUUUCAUUUAAGUUCAUUGUAUAAAGCUUUGGCAGUGUAAUGACCUGAAAGGGGAAAAAAAGAAUUUGUGUUUGAUACGUGUAGUAGUGUAAUAUGUUUUGUUAAAGAUGAGCUGUUUUGAAACUUCAUUUUAUUUGGAUUAUUUAUUUCAAAAGAAAUUUCUUAUUAGGGUCACAUUAUUGCACUGUUCCAUUUUAUAUUUAUUCUCAUGCCCUGAAUUCUAAGAGGUUUUGAAUUUUUAAAAAUAGUUCAGAACUAUAACUCUCAAAUUGUGUUUUCUAUCCUUUCAUCAUAAAUGGUAUUACUUGUAUUCAAAAUUAUUUUAACCUUUUACUCCUUAAACUUCAAUUUCUUUCUAUUCAUAAUGUUCUUUUCAAGUUAUGAUCCUUAGGUAUAGUGUAGUGUCUGGUCCUUUCCGCCCACUUCCAUUUACUCUGAACAGUUACAGGAUCCCACUUCAGAAAAACAGAUCAAAUAUUGUAACAACCCCAUUUUUAAAGUAACUCAUAAAAGUGUGUGGGUGGGUGGGUGGGAUAGAAUUAACCAGUUGGAUAGAAGCCAAAGUUCAGCCAAUGUUUCCCAGAGGGAAAACAUGUAAGGGCCAAUUAAAUUAUAGAAUAUAGAAUAUAUUUUUAAAGUUAUUUAACUUAUUUUAAAUAUAAUUAUGUAUGUUAAGUAUGUGUAAGCUAUGCUGUAGUGUAAUUGCAAUGUUAGUGCCAGUCUGACUAAUACUUGUAACAUGAAAAAUUUAGAAGGUUUAUAGGUU
Dromiciops gliroides (monito del monte) is the source of this 2094-nucleotide messenger RNA. It is a transcript of the gene RFK, whose product is annotated as riboflavin kinase. The transcript is spliced from 4 exons. Gene Ontology annotation, cellular component: mitochondrion. The record is from RefSeq and is a predicted model, not a curated record. Lineage: Eukaryota; Metazoa; Chordata; Mammalia; Microbiotheria; Microbiotheriidae. Bases 45 to 896 code for a protein of 283 amino acids. Gene Ontology annotation, molecular function: riboflavin kinase activity. Gene Ontology annotation, biological process: FMN biosynthetic process; riboflavin biosynthetic process.